Pisolithus orientalis is the source of this 1343-nucleotide messenger RNA. Its product is annotated as Mdm33 family-domain-containing protein. Gene Ontology annotation, cellular component: mitochondrial inner membrane. The record is from RefSeq and is a predicted model, not a curated record. The transcript has 2 exons. Gene Ontology annotation, biological process: inner mitochondrial membrane organization. Lineage: Eukaryota; Fungi; Basidiomycota; Agaricomycetes; Boletales; Pisolithaceae. The coding region runs from base 95 to 1306 and encodes 403 amino acids.
AAAGUGCAACUUGGAGUGUCCCUGUAUCGAAGCUCACGCCGCUCAGCCCAAACCGGUCAUACCCGGCUAAGGCACAUCCAGGACGACCCUUCCGAUGAUGUUGCGGACGAGUAUUCGCAAUGGCGUGUGUGCUCACCUGCCUUCCCGGCUGUCGCGGUCUUCUCGAGCAGUCACGGUGGGGACAAGCGCUACUACCACUGCCAGUACUAGCAGUUCAAAAACUAACACCAAUCCAACGUCUGCUGGCCAGAAACCAACCCUCGGAGAGGAUCGUGUCAAUUCUCCCUCAGAAAGCUCGCGCGAUACUACUGUCUCGGAUGCAUCGACCUCCACGACGGCAACCCCGGAUUCCUUUGACACUCCUCAACCUACGGACAGCGUCAGCGCCUUCAACGGACGCAUGCGGGAGUGGGCACACCUUGCUGUGACGACAGUACGAGAACGUGCCGAUGUAUUCUCUACAAAGACAAAGGCGACGUUCUCUCAGCUCGGAGGACACUUGAACCGCGCGACGGGGUACGAUGCUAUUGACGUCUUAAAGCGACAAGUUGUCGAGCAAGAGGCAAGGAUCAAGGCCGCUCGAGAAGCAGCUCGGUCUGCGAAACUUGCGUAUGAUAAAGCCGUCAUCCAGCGUGCAGUCGCACAGCGUGACGUGAACGAGCUGCUGCAGCGCAAAUCGAGCUGGAGCGACGAGGACGUGUCCCGGUUCACGGCCCUUGUCCGUGCUGACCAUGCGCGAGAGCAGGACGAGGCUCGGGCGAAGGCUGCGGUUGCUGCGUCCGAAGAUUCAGUCGAGCGGGAGUUCAGUGCGCUCAUGCGGGCGAUUUUGGCACGGUAUCAUGAGGAGCAGGUGUGGAGCGACAAGAUCCGGAGCGCGUCGACCUAUGGAUCGCUCGCGGCUCUGGGCGUGAACUUGGUGGUCUUUGUGGCAGCGAUCGUGUUCGUUGAACCGUGGAAGAGGAAGCGCCUUGCUCAGACUUUUGAACGGAAAGUGGAAGAGCUAGGGUCAGAGACAAAGGCAAUGGUUGACGAAGGGGCGAAGAGGAUAGAGGAACGUCUGGUUAACCAGGAACGCCUACUUGCGGAAUUGUUCAGUGGUGUCGCAGAACAUGUUCAUGAAGUUCCCUCUGUCUCUGCAUUAGUCGAGCAGCAAGAGCAGUCGAGGGCACCAGAACUCCCGAGGCGGACAUUCAUAUCACAUCCAUGGUUUGGGGCUGUUGGGACUCGCGAGCUCGUUCUCAUUGCAGGGAGCGCAGUAGCAGGCAGUGCAAUCUCGCUGUUAACCCGAAGUCUAUUUGAUAGUUGAAAUUUCCGAGAGGACGCCAUUAUACCGACGUAGAUCU